Ilex paraguariensis (yerba mate) is the source of this 405-nucleotide messenger RNA. The record is from the annotation of a GenBank genome assembly. NCBI's taxonomy places the organism in Eukaryota, Viridiplantae, Streptophyta, Magnoliopsida, Aquifoliales, Aquifoliaceae.
AUGGCUUAUAGGGGAGAUAAAAUAGUUUGUGGCCCUGGUAGCUUCCCAAAGUUGAAGUUUUUGACGAUCUAUGAUGCUCGUGAUGUGAGGGGAUGGGAUCAUAGUGAAGGAGCGAUGAAAUGCCUCGAGACACUCAACAUUCGUCGUUGCAAGGGUCUAACAAUGCUUCCAGACGUUUUGGCUCAUCUCAGAGCUCUGCAAGAAGUGAAUUUAUAUGAAAUGCCUGAGGAAUUGUUGGCGGAGAUGAAUGCUGGAGGAUCAAAAAAUUGUAAAGUCCAGCACAUUCCACACCUGAGCUGGCAUUUCAAGUUAUUGCAACAUUCCGAAAAUGCUCAUCAAAGUUGGACGGCGAGCUCUCCCAAGGGCUUUUAUAGAACCCUCCAACCACGAAUUGUCCCUUUUUGA